AUUUGUAAAAAAAUUAAACAAAACUCAAUAAAAACCAUGGCAUUCGGUUAUUCUCCUUCCUAUGGUUCCAUCCACGCUGCGUUUUGGCGCACCCUUCUCGGGUUAUAUUGUUUAAUUACACUUGUGAACACGGCAAUCUCAACACCACCCGAAGAUCCUGUUAAAUGUGUGUCGGGAAACACGAACUGUACAGUCACAACCUCCUUAGGAGCCUUCCCAGACCGGUCCACAUGUCGAGCCGCCAACGUGGCGUACCCAACAUCUGAAGCCGAGCUUGUAUCUAUCGUUGCUGCAGCCACUAAAGCCGAACGGAAAAUGCGUGUUACCACUCGAUAUUCCCAUAGCAGCCCCAAGCUCGUGUGCACGGAUGGAAAAGACGGAUUGUUCAUUAGCACAAAGUUUCUAAACCACACGGUGCGAGCCGAUGCGAAGGCCAUGACCUUGACGGUUGAGAGUGGCAUGACGCUAAGGCAAUUAAUUGCUGAAGCAGCUAAAGUUGGAUUGGCGUUGCCUUAUGCACCGUAUUGGUGGGGAGUAACCGUGGGUGGUAUGAUGGGGACCGGUGCUCACGGGAGCUCAUUGUGGGGUAAAGGAAGUGCGGUCCAUGAUUACGUGACCGAGAUCAGGAUGGUUAGUCCUGGUUUGGUCAACGACGGGUUUGCAAAGAUUAGAGUUUUAAGCGAGACUACGACUCCUAAUGAGUUUAACGCGGCUAAGGUUUCUCUUGGUGUUCUUGGCGUUAUCUCUCAGGUGACAUUUGCAUUACAACCGAUGUUCAAAAGAUCGAUAAAGUAUGUUAUGAGAAACGAUUUAGAUUUCAAUGAUCAAGUUCUAACAUUCGGGAAAAAACAUGAGUUUGCGGAUUUUGUAUGGCUACCGAGCCAAGGUAAAGUUGUCUAUAGAAUGGACGACCGAGUAGCGGUCAACACGUCAGGCAACGGUUUGUAUGAUUUCUUGCCGUUCCGUUCACAACUCUCUCCAAUAGUAGCCACCACAAGAUCAUCAGAGGAGACGCAAGAGACAUUGAGAGAUGCGUAUGGGAAGUGUGUGGCAGCCAAAGCAAUUACAUCUACGCUGUUUGCUACCUCAUACGGUUUGACAAACAAUGGUAUUAUAUUCACCGGCUAUCCGGUCAUUGGAAGCCAAAAUCGCAUGAUGUCGUCAGGAUCUUGUCUAGAUGGUCUGGAAGAUAAAUUGAUCUCGACUUGUGCAUGGGACUCGCGUAUAAAAGGCCUAUUUAUUUAUUCAACAGGUUUCAGUGUUCCUCUCACCCAAGUUAGUAGUUUCAUCAACGACAUCAAAUCUCUUGUCAAGAUCGAUUCAAAAUCUCUAUGCGGGCUUGAACUCUACUAUGGCAUCCUAAUGCGUUAUGUCACAUCCUCUCCGGCUUAUCUAGGAAAAGAAACGGAAGCCAUAGACUUUGAUAUAACAUAUUACCGAGCCAAUGAUCCGUUAACACCGCGACUAUACGAAGAUUUUAUAGAAGAAAUCGAGCAAAUUGCAUUGUUCAAGUAUAAUGCAUUGCCACAUUGGGGUAAAAAUAGAAACUUAGCGUUUGACGGAGUGAUUAAAAAGUACAAGAAUGCGCCCGCAUUCUUGAAGGUAAAGGAGAGUUAUGAUCCGCAAGGUUUAUUCUCGAGUGAAUGGACGGAUCAGAUCCUAGGGAUCAAAGGAAACCCGACUAUAGUAAAAGAUGGAUGUGCAUUGGAGGGUUUGUGUAUAUGUUCAGAAGAUGCUCAUUGUGCUCCGACCAAAGGCUAUUUGUGUCGACCAGGAAAAGUUUAUAAAGAGGCUAGAGUUUGUACACAUGUAACUAAGUGACGUUGUUGCUUAACAUUUCAUAAAAUAAAGACCUCGGUGACAAUAAAUAUUUACAUGUUCG
Arabidopsis arenosa is the source of this 1882-nucleotide messenger RNA. Lineage: Eukaryota; Viridiplantae; Streptophyta; Magnoliopsida; Brassicales; Brassicaceae. The record is from the annotation of a GenBank genome assembly.